Messenger RNA from Lithohypha guttulata, 2205 nucleotides. RefSeq names its product SNF1-interacting protein (gene SIP5). Lineage: Eukaryota; Fungi; Ascomycota; Eurotiomycetes; Chaetothyriales; Trichomeriaceae. The coding region runs from base 1 to 2205 and encodes 734 amino acids. Gene Ontology annotation, cellular component: cytoplasm. The transcript has 2 exons. The record is from RefSeq and is a predicted model, not a curated record.
AUGGGCAAUUCACAGACAAAAGAGGCCCGCGGGUCGUCGAGCCAACACGAUCCCAGCGCGACUGCUCAGGAUGGCCGUCUAGAGUCCACAAGCAGAGACGACUACGUUCGUCCAUCCCAUCGUGUACGAGAAGCUCGCCGUGGCAGUCGUCCAGAUCUUUCCUCCUUCCUCGGCCUCGGCAACAAUGAGCCAGACGUGGCCUCCCUUGAGGCUCGUCGUGAGAGCAAAACGGAAAGAGAAGCAAGGAAACAGGAAAAGGAAAAGCAGGCUAGACUGAAGGAACGAGAGCGCAGUAUGAAAGAAGAACACGUUGAUGGUGGGUACCUGGUCACUCAAGGCGUCUACGUUGGUCAAGAAGACUUUCACAAGCCUUUGGUCAGGCAAUUGAUGAUUGAGCGCCGCCUGGCUCCUUUCUGGCGUGGACUGAACGACUUUUCAGACUCUUGGGCUGAACAUCAAAUCAUGGCUGUUGCUCGUGGUAUGCCUCUGCCUGCCCCUGAUCACGUCCCUCCAGAACUUGAGUACCAACUCAGUCCUAGGUCGGAAUCUUUCCAUUCAGACUCCGGUCGAGCCUCCCCAGCGAACGGCUCGCUACCAAGCCAAUCUUUUUUCCCUCCGCAGCCUACCAACUCGAACCUGCCUUUCCGCUCAAGAGCGAAGACCUUGGCAAGUUUAGGCUCUGCAUCGAGGAACAACUCCGAGAAAGAUUUGACACCCCGAGAGCUCAAGUAUCCCAAUGAUCCGUUUGUGAAUGGCCAACCCAUCGAAGUCUUCCUUUACAAGGACGCUAGCGAAUGUCCAAUCUGCUUUCUGUAUUAUCCUCCGUAUCUAAACACUACCAGAUGUUGCGAGCAACCUAUUUGCUCCGAAUGUUUCGUCCAAAUCAAAAGACCAGAUCCACAUCCGCCCGAGCACAAUGACCCUGACCCCAAUGCUCCACCAGUAUCAGAAGAAGAACGACAAGCGCAAGCCGAAGGGAUGCUGGUAUCGGAGGUGGCCACAUGUCCAUAUUGCAAGCAGCCGGAAUUUGGCAUCACCUAUGUACCGCCACCAUUUCGAAGGGGGUUGACUUACGGAGCUGGUAGCACUCCAUACGGCGUGACAUCGGCGAGGUCUAGCCAGACAUCGGUGGCUUCUUCCAGUCUAUCUCCAGGUCCGGGCCGAAGACGAGGCACCUCCCUUUCCGCGAAUGCACCAGAAGUGAUCACUACUGAUAAGAUCCGGCCAGACUGGGCGAGCAAGCUUCACGCUGCUCGAGCUCAUGCCGCUCGUCGGUCUGCUGCUGCUAGUGCAUUACACGCCGCCGCAUACGUCUUGAACGAUCCGAGUCAAAGAGUCGCGACUGGUCCUUUCGGCAGGAGGAACGUCCUCAGAAGGUCGACGCUGGAGAACAAUGGGCGAGCCUCUGAUGCACAUCUCAGUGCCCUAUCGUACCUCGCCGAAAGACAUGCCGCAUCUGCUGAUCGCAUGCAGGCUGGAAACAUAUUCCUUGCCCCACCACGAGGCACUUCGUCAAGAAGGUCACGCGAAGACGAGAUCGAAGACCUGAUGAUGAUGGAAGCGAUCAGGUUGAGCCUGGCAGCAGAGGAAGAUCGUAGGAAGAAAGAAGAGAAAGAGGCCAAAAAGAAAGCUAAGAAGGAGGAGAAAGAGCAAUGGAAAGCCGAAAAGGCUGCUAGAAAGAGUGGCUUAUCGUCGCCAUCAGCUGGGGCCGAGGCGAGCUCAGUACCACUGAUUCGGGAAGACAGCAACUCAUCGUCGAUUACACCUGAUGACAUUGGUAAAGGUAAAGAUGCUGAACGUAACGAAUCGUUUCUCCCUCGAAUUCAAGCUGAUGGCGAGGACUUUGUGGUGGGCGCAUAUGGCACGCCUUCAUUCUCCGGAACGAGUCAGGAGUCCCUCACAGCACCAAUGGGGAUACCUUCUGGUGUCGAGCCAUUCCGGAGGUCGCAUCUGCGGCAAAUGUCGACUGCAUCAUCGGCGUCGUCGUCUUUCCAGGAAGCAACGUCGAGCACACCGCCUAAUGUAGAACCCAUGUUCAACUUCCAAAGCUUAGCAGCCAUGAUCGAUCAGGAUGAAAAGAGUGACGGUGCAUCACACGUAGAGCAUGCCGACAGUAUCUACGAAAACGAUCCAGCCAAACUCAACGGGAUACACGGAGCGGUCACGUCCACAGGUCACGAGCAGACUGAUAGACGACCGUCCUGA